Molecule: messenger RNA, 2042 nt
Organism: Kockovaella imperatae
Lineage: Eukaryota; Fungi; Basidiomycota; Tremellomycetes; Tremellales; Cuniculitremaceae
Exons: 3
Coding region: 198-1877 (559 amino acids)
Source: RefSeq, a predicted model, not a curated record
CGCGAAAGCCGGCCAAGCGGAACCGCUUCGGCUCGUUUAUGUCAAGACACAACACGAAGCCUGCCUCGGUUGGAUGACCAAACCUUUCGAAUUGUACAUGGCGGUCUCACCGCACUUGUCCAAGGCUGCCGUUGUGAGUGCUGCCAAUGCAGUGGCGACCUUUAUGAGCAAGGAGGAAGCAAGGGUGUUCAUCAAGGAUGCACCAGUAUUCUAGUCACGUGAUGAGUGUCAAAUGGCCAGAUGCUCUUCCAUGUUUAGGUACAGUCUGCUCAACCGUUUAUUGCCUCUUUGGGAAAGCGUCAGCCUGGAGACCUAUUCCAACGUCCUUCAUCCAUCUUGAGGCGCUCUUGACGUUGUUUAACACUGAUCCGCUGACAUUGUCGCCGGCACGCUGGCAGACUCGUCUUGCAUGGUGCUGGACUCGGUGUUGGUGCCAGCUCUCAACCCUAAAUCGGUCUAGUCGCCAUUACGCAACCCUGGCGCAUGCCUUCAUGUCCAAUCAUGGAGGUCCCUCCAACAUGUCCACAGCCCCCAGCAAACCACUCUCUCCUCGCCCCAAUCCCAAUCUCAUCCCUGUCGUGGAAAUACCGAUCCGAACGAGAAAGUUGUCCGGACCUGCGGUCCCGAAAGCAUCCCCGUUCCCAUUGCCGAGCUCGUCUCUCAUACGCCCUCUGCCCCAUGUGGCGUCAGCCUUAUCUGCAGGACAUACCAGCACCCUAGCGGCCAAGCCAAUCACAAAUACAAGGCUUCAUGCGGACCAGGAGGAGUGGACACUGGAUCAAGUCUUGAGAGAGGCGCAUCAUCGACUUCGACCGAUCGAGUGCAAAUGGACGGCGCCUUCAGAUUGCUGCGAUGCAGUGCUCGGCAGUCUCAAUCUCUUCCGCAAGCAUCUUGAGGUCCAUUAUACUCGGAUCAAUCGGGAUCCGGGACCCAGCAUAGGUCUCAGAGCUUCAACAAAAUGCCCUUGGUUAGGAUGCAGGGUGGACGGGCUCGGGUUCAUCCGUGAUCUCAGGAAUCACAUCAAGCAUGCUCAUUUUGACAAGCUCAAGGAUACAUACUGUCCUAUCAGAACUUGUCCCUCGCCAGAGCUUCAUCACAAAUCAAAUCACCAUUUUACCGGGCCGGGACACGCCAGACCUUGGAACAGGUCCAGUCUUCGUCCGACACCCAGGCCACUUCCGAUCACCGCGAAACCCCCUCCUCUCACAUUCUCGGACGAGAUAAUCUACCCCUUUCUCUCUACAGUACGACCUUACCAUCCAACCCCUUCACUCGCCCACGGGCUCCGCACUCGCGCACCUCAGUCCCGCAACCGCCUGGCUGGUCUCGAAUACCCUCUCGUGCCGGAUCGUUCAGACCCAAACGUGUAUUUUUGGCCAAUGCACGGCGACGCGCCUUCGGGCUUGGAGCCACGCGAAUUCACUUCCAGCAGUAUCUUCCCAUACCCCGCGUAUCACGAUCUCGGUGUGGACGCGGAUGAGUCCGACACAGAGCUUAGAGCGGAGGCGAGAUUGAGGUCAGAUCUGACGGCGCAGUAUCGGGGAAGGUCGACAAGUCCAACGAUGAUGGAUCUUGACCCAAAUGGCUUUGAAGGUCGAGCUGAGGCCAUCGCUCCUUUAGUAAUUCGGUCUCGACCUCAAUGGCGAUCUCUUGAGCCCCUGAUCGAUGCCGAAAUGUCCUCGUGGCUUGCCUCCAAGCGAAAAGCGGUCGAGCCUCCAGACGGACCGUGGCCUGAGCCGUUGGUGGUUCGCACCUCGAAGAGACUGGCGCGAGAACACUCAGGAUGUGUUGUAGGGAUCGGUCAUUGGAAGGAACGGUUGUAUUUCGAGAAGAGGGGCGUACAGCUCGGAGAGCUUCCAAAUGACCAUCAUAUGUGACUAUUUCAGUUUGCGUUCGCGCUUGUGCUCAUUCGUUCGUUUCGCUGCCCGUCGAGCCUCUCGUCUUGCGACACGUUCGGCAUUUGCUUGAGCCUUGGCUUGCCGCAGUUCUUGCCUUGCAGCUCGCUUCGCAGCUCGAGCUUCGACCUCUGUACGUCAGCUAGA